This is a messenger RNA of Heterotrigona itama, 2845 nucleotides long. Lineage: Eukaryota; Metazoa; Arthropoda; Insecta; Hymenoptera; Apidae. The record is from the annotation of a GenBank genome assembly.
AUUUAUGUUCCAGGACUCUCGUUAGGCGGUGGCCUGAUAGUACUAGCAUCUGCUUUGUCGGAUGCAUCGCUGGAAUUGCCGGGGAAGUACAGUCUGCCCUCUACGUCGAGUAUGCAAUCCGAUGACAACGGUUUGCCACAGUAUCAAUAUGGCUGGUGUCUUCAAUUGUCGGGGCUGGCAUUAAUCCUCGCGGAAGUGGCCGCUGUUUUGACUAUGUCUGGCUACAUGGCUCGUUUCUCCACGGUGGAAGAAAUGGUGAGAGUCAUGGUGCCCGGUGCUGAGAGAAAAUUGAGAGAACAGAGAGGAUUGAGUUCAGAGUACCUAGUUAGAGCUCAUCAAAAGUCACCUGGACCUCCACAGGCUCGAGGAUUCGGGCAGCCCUCGAAAACAUCCCAACGAGCUCCCGAGGAAGGAACGUCUCUGUUAUGCAAGACUGCCCCGGAUAUCUGUGCCUCGAACCCGCAAGCUAUCAGCUACGUCGAUAAAGCAGAUCUGUCCCACGUUUUACCAGCAUAUCCGGACGCGAAAAACAACGAUCCAAGAUAUACAUUCGGCGACAAGUCAGAAGCCAGCGUUAUCGACUCACGGUUAAGCGGCUUCGCUGAUAAAGAAGGUUUAAUCGAUUCUAGAAUUCUGUCUGACUCGCGGCAGAACAUGAUAGCUUUCACGGAAAAUAAAGAACACUCUGUUGGCCAAGAGCCGCGAUAUAACGAAUUCUCUCCUAAAACAACUGAACAAAACGUGGUGGACUCGAGGCUGAGUGGCUUUACCGAUAAGGAAGGUCUCCUUGAUUCCAGACUCAGUGGGUACGGUGAGAAGAACGAAUCGUUGUUGGACACUCCGUUCGGUUAUGACACGCGGUACAACAGCUUGGCAGGACAGACGGUGCCCAUCACUCUGAAGAAUCAGAACACGUCUGUUUCGGCUAUUCAAUCUCAAUACAUUUAUCAGAAUUUUGGCACGAUACAUUCUGGGAUUCUGAGGGUAUCCGAGCCAGGGACUAGUUCGAGUUCGAACUCGAGUCAGAGAAGUAUGACGCUACAGAAUCCGAAGAGGAAGUCGCAGAUCGCUCAAAACACAUUUAGCACGAUGGAGUGUGAGAAGAGGAAACGAGGACCUGGCUUGGCUGGUAAGACAGGUUUCUACACCGGCAGCGCCGUAUGACCACCACCACCUCCUCCGACGCCCAGGUAACUGCAAGAGGAGGAAACGCCGCUUUAAUCCUCUAUAAUUGAAAAUGAAGAGGAAUCAGUGGCGUGGAACCUGUUUCGUCGGAGGAACGUACUUCGUUUUGACAAUUCUCUUGAAAGAAAUUUGCAUUACCGAGAGAGAUACUCUGUUGUAUCUAUAAUUAACGACAUAGAUAUCGACAGUUAUAGUUAUCGUAUGAGUGGAUUGUAUCCACAGCUGGUCAUAUAGUUCCCUGUGAUUUCGUAGUCGAAAGAAAAACUAGAAACUGAGGAUUCGUUUGUGAAUAAGGUGCGGAUUAAAUGGAAAAUUUAAUUCAGACUUCUAAAAAAAAGAAAAAAGACUUGUAUAUAAACUAUCGAUAAUAAGGUUGAAAUCGAAAUCUCUCUCUCUACGAGAUAGUAACUCGAAACGAAUUUUUCUAACGUUUCGUAACUACACGACGUGUCACAUAGUCAUUAUAACAAGCGACAUGUUAAUCGAUAAAAUAAGGAGAAAACAAGAUUCGUAGUAGCGUGCAUAAACUAGGCGUAGCGUUAAGUGGCAUAGGCAACUUAUCUUUAAAGGGAUUAAUGUAUAGGGUCGAUUUUACCGGAUGAAUUUAUACCUAUUACCCGUGAGGCCGUGAUCUCUUUGCCACUGUAAGAUCUAGUCGAUCGUUGUUUGCGUCUCGAGCGUCGACGCAGGAACCGUGACAGAAGUGCAGUCGGUUACCAGUCGAUUGGUCCGCUUAAUUGUUUCACUGUUGUCGAGAUUAAGAGAUAAUUUCAACGCGUUCAUCAUCGCCAGUUUUCUCGAGACACUAUACACAAACUUCUCUUCGGUUAUCGUUUUCUAAAUGAAGCAACCGAUAUGACUCGUCCAUGGUUCGCAUGGAAAGUGGAUCAAGAGACGUGGAAACCUGCAACUCGCCGUUAAAUUUAUCCUCAACUAAUCACGUAAUCGUGUUCUCAGGCUGCAUAACCAAUCGAACGGAGUUGCAAGUCGAAGAGGAAUAUUAAUGUAGUCGAUAUGCUGUAACAUUUAACUCGGUGGUCGUGGUAUAGUCACGAAUACUCAAUCGGGCGUAAACUCGUCUGACCAUUUUCGGGAAAGAGGGAAUGCCGCGAAUUACCAACGAUAGUUUGAAUAAACGGCCGUCGGACGAAACGAAGCGAAAAAGAUUUUACCAUAGGAACGGAUCAUCAAACGACACGAUGCACAAUAAGUAUUAUUACACGAGGAAGAAGAAAUGAAGAUGGAUUAGAGUACAAAAACCAUUUUCUUACUAUUAUCGAACAACGUACCGUCAUUCGCUUAGCCGUCUACGAUUUAAAUCAUCGUUUCCCUUGAACUGUCACAUUCAUCUAUGGCAAAGUCUUUCAUUCCGUUCGCCAAUAUAUUGGACAUAUCAAGAACACGAAGAAAUGUUUUUAAAACUCUACCCGAGACGCUAAAAUCGUGACUUGAAUUCCCUUCCUCGAUUUUCUCGCGGGGGUGCUCCUGCGCAAGGGUUGAGAAUAUUUUGAACAUCUCAGAGAACCCAUCUCAAAGAAAUUUCAUUCUCGGACCGGAUCGUUGUUGUGUAUGUAACUUUGCAACUUGCGUAUAUUCACGUAUACAGAUGGUAGAUAAAUGUAAUAAAACGUUUCCUCUUCGUUUUUUUUUUUCUUUUUUU